AUGUCGUUAGCAUAUGUUGUGCUUUGCAUCAGUUGUGUUAUUUAUUCGACCAAAUCCAUUGAAGUGAAUAGAGAAAUAAAAAAUUUCAAUAAAAGAGGUAUUUUGAAUAAUAUACCAAAUUCAAACCGAACAUAUGUCAGAAAAACAUACCAUGAUACGCGAUUUUGGCCUCAAAGGGAUAGCAGAUUUCUUUCACUUUUCACGGUUGUGACGUUUCCAAACGGAGGAUGCGCGGGUGCAUCUGGAGAUAACGGUACUUGUAUGACAGCGAGAGAGUGCUCCCAACGAGGCGGAUCAGCUAAUGGAUACUGUGCAAAUGGAUUCGGAUUGUGCUGUAUAUUUAUGAUAUCAUGCGGAAGUACAACAGCAGAGAAUGGUACUUAUUUCGUAAACUCUGGUUACCCAUCGCCAUACGACGGUACUGGCUCCUGUGAACUUACUGUUAUAAAGUCACACCCGGAUGUGUGCCAAAUAAGAUUAGACUUUGACCGUUUUACAAUCGCCGGCCCGGAGAAAUCUAACCAUGUUUGCAAUCAAGACCAGUUCAUAGUAUCUGGAGGUAAUCCUGUUCCGGCAAUCUGCGGCGUAAAUCAAGGCAAUCACAUGUACAUCGAUGCUGGAGUUGGAACUACAAAUCCUGUUAAGUUAACUAUCGUUACAAGUGGGAUUUCUUUUGAAAGGACAUGGAAAGUUAAAGUCACUCAGAUACCUUGCAGUACUAUUUAUAAGGCCGACGAAGGUUGUCUCCAAUACUACACUGGAGUUUCAGGUCAACUUCGAUCAUUCAAUUAUGACCCCGCAUUUGGACGGCAACUAAGUAACCAGGAUUAUGGAAUAUGUGUUAGGAUGGAGAGAAAUUUUUGCGGCAUUCAGUAUACUGCAUGCCCUGAUACGGUUAACAACAGGUCGCGUUCUUUUACGAUCGGUGGCAAUAGUAACAAUCCAGUAAACUCCAUGAUCGGAUCUGGUGCUGGUCCAAAUAACUGCGCCUAUGAUUGGCUGCUUGUACCCUGUGCGGCAAACGUGGGAAGAAUACAACCAGCGCAAGCUCUUUGCACGGACAGAAUCUGUGGUGGCACCUUCUCUGCUGAUCUGUCUAUGCAACCCGCUACAGUUCUAAGUACAGUUAAGCCAUUUCGUCUUUGGUUUCACACAGACAGCGUAGAAGCACCGGUAGACAUAGACAACAGAGGAUUCUGUUUAAACUACGUUCAACAGCCUUGUACCAAUAAUGUUAUUUGAUUUUUUUUAGCUUGUCACAGCUAC
Messenger RNA from Leptidea sinapis, 1266 nucleotides. RefSeq lists its product as uncharacterized. Bases 1 to 1242 code for a protein of 413 amino acids. Lineage: Eukaryota; Metazoa; Arthropoda; Insecta; Lepidoptera; Pieridae. The transcript is spliced from 8 exons. The record is from RefSeq and is a predicted model, not a curated record.